Symbiodinium pilosum is the source of this 693-nucleotide messenger RNA. Lineage: Eukaryota; Dinophyceae; Suessiales; Symbiodiniaceae. The record is from the annotation of a GenBank genome assembly.
AUGGUCGGCGUGGGCGCGCGUGUUGCAGAUGGUCGCCUGCUAGGUAGCUUGCAGAGCUUCCAGGAGAUCUUUGAGUCCUUCCCCAUGCAGAAAUCAGUUGGGAAGCUCCUGUACAAAUACUGCUUCCCCUGUACUUUCUUGGUCCCCUUUGCGGUGGAGCCAUUCCUGGCACAGCUAGGUCCGUAUAAUGUUGGCUCGAUGCUGAUUCGCAGCAAUGCGCGACUACGAGGAGAGAACGCAGAACGUGCCCUAGAGCUGUCUGAGAUGGAGCAGGGCCGCUACGCAGACGUCGUCUUCAACCUUAUCCUGGUUGCAUGUAUUCCGUUCAUAGCCCCAGCAUACAUGGCCUGGACGUAUGGCACAUUCCUCCUCUCCCACCUGUAUAUCUAUUUCUAUGACCAUUGGAAGACUCUUCGGUGGGCUCGGAAGUUCUACUUCUCCAGCGAUGAGGUCCACUGGUUUGGACAGCAGCUACUAUGUUUGCCACUAGGGCUUCUUGCUGCAAGCGCCGUCUUCAAGUUGAAUCAGAUGAGUGGAGGGGUGCAUGGGGGCCUUGGUUCGGGAGUGCUCAAGGGGCCAAAGCUAUGGGGUGCUAUGGCCGCCGCUUUCAUCGUCCACGUGGUCGUGCACCUUGCGCUGUCACCUGGUGCACAAAAUACCAAGUUCAAUUUAAGAAGUGUGUUGCUGCAUUGA